Messenger RNA from Nematolebias whitei (Rio pearlfish), 1776 nucleotides. It is a transcript of the gene slc38a12, whose product is annotated as transmembrane protein 104. Lineage: Eukaryota; Metazoa; Chordata; Actinopteri; Cyprinodontiformes; Rivulidae. The transcript is spliced from 9 exons. Bases 1 to 1479 code for a protein of 492 amino acids. The record is from RefSeq and is a predicted model, not a curated record.
AUGGCAGGAGGGAUCACUGACACCGGAGAACCUUACUCCCCAUUUGUGGGGAUGGUGUACAUGUUCAACCUGAUCGUGGGAACAGGUGCUCUGACCAUGCCCAGAGCCUUCGCCACAGCCGGCUGGGUGGUCAGCUCGGCUCUCAUCUGCAUUUUAGCAUUUAUGAGCUACAUGACCACCACUUUUGUGAUUGAGGCGAUGGCGGCAGCCAACGCUCAGCUGAGCUGGAAGAGGAGAGAGCAGGAAGAGACUGACAACAGCGACUCCAGCUCCGACUAUUCAGACGAUGAUGUCAUGGGCCGAGGCCGAGCAGAACCCGAAACAAAACCCAUCUUGUCUGUCCAGAGAUCUGGUCACGUCAAUCAUUUCGACAUUGUGGAGCGGAUCGAGAUGGGCCAAAUGGCCUCCAUGUUCUUCAACAAAGUUGGAGUCAACAUGUUCUACAUCUGCAUCAUCAUCUAUCUUUAUGGAGAUCUGGCCAUCUACGCCGCGGCUGUGCCCAUUUCACUCAUGGAAGUGACCUGUGGAAAUCACUCCUGCAGUGCUGGAAGUGUGAAAUACAACGAUACAGAUCAGUGCUGGGGCUCCGUCACCAGGAACAAUGCUUACAGAAUAUUUCUGGCUGGAUUCACUGUUCUGUUGGGGCCCUUCACCUUCUUCAACGCCCAGAAGACCAAAUACCUUCAGAUUCUCACCUCACUCAUGCGCUGGAUUGCGUUCACCAUGAUGAUCAUCUUGGCAUUAAUCCGCAUCGGUAAAGGCACCGGCGAGGGCCGCCCACCCAUCGCCAACCUGGCUGGCGUCCCCAACCUGUUCGGGGUGUGCGUCUACUCCUUCAUGUGCCAACACUCGCUGCCCUCCCUGGUGACGCCCAUCUCCGAGAAGAAACGAGUCAGCGCUCUGGUGCUGGCAGACUACGUCCUGAUCCUGGCCUUCUACGUGCUCCUCUCCUUCACCGCCAUCUUCUGCUUCAACAGCUCUCUGCUGUACGACAUGUACACGCUGAACUUCACGGACAACUGCGACGUGCUGGAUAUCGCCAUGCUGCGGUACUUCCUGGGCCUCUUCCCCGUGUUCACCAUCAGCACCAACUUCCCCAUCAUCGCCGUGACGCUUCGGAACAACUGGAAGACCCUGUUUCACCGAGACGGAGGCACCUACCCGUGGGUGGUGGACAGAAUUGUGUUUCCGCUCAUAACCCUGGUACCCCCGAUCGUGGUGGCCUUCUGCACCCACAACCUGGAGUCACUGGUGGGGAUCACCGGGGCCUACGCCGGAACGGGAAUCCAGUACAUCAUCCCGGCCUUCCUCGUGUUUUACGCCAGGCGCCAUCUGGAGCCGGUGAUGGACAGACAUGCCAUUAACAAGCACCAGUCCCCCUUCCACCACGCCUUCUGGGUGUGGUUCGUAAUCAUCUGGGCUGUCUUCUGUCUCAUGUUUGUUACAGCAAACAUCAUCCUGACGGACACCAAGAAAUGAGAACUCCAUGAAAACCUUCUCGUACGGCCAGUUUCUUUGCUGCGAGGCCUUACUGCUGCUCUACAAACUGAGUGCCUUUAUUUCAUUUUUUUUUUUUUUUUUUACCAAACAUUAGUUGUUUAAAUUAGUCGUCAUCUAAAGUAAUUUAUCACAUUUGUUGAAAGGGACCAACAGUUUAUUAUAGAAGUUUGAGGGGUGGACGGUAGGAUGGAAAGGGAAUUUAUAAACAAAUAAUUUUUUGACAGAAAACAGCUGGUAGUCUGAGGUUUUUAUGAUUUUUUUUUUACGCUGAAACAU